Messenger RNA from Hippocampus comes (tiger tail seahorse), 4606 nucleotides. It is a transcript of the gene gucy2f, whose product is annotated as guanylate cyclase 2F, retinal. The coding region runs from base 782 to 4102 and encodes 1106 amino acids. NCBI's taxonomy places the organism in Eukaryota, Metazoa, Chordata, Actinopteri, Syngnathiformes, Syngnathidae. Gene Ontology annotation, cellular component: plasma membrane. The transcript has 18 exons. Gene Ontology annotation, biological process: protein phosphorylation; cGMP biosynthetic process; intracellular signal transduction. The record is from RefSeq and is a predicted model, not a curated record. Gene Ontology annotation, molecular function: peptide receptor activity; protein kinase activity; ATP binding.
ACAGUUUGGAUGUGAAAUGAGGUGCACGGUUUUUAUGUCAUGAGAGUUGUUGAGGGUGUAGUAAGAAAAAGACCUCGUUGGAGCUCCAGCUGCACCAGAGCAAGGCUUUUAGACGAGACUAAGGCCUCCUGUCAAUCCUCUUACAAUGUUCCUCAGUGAAAAUGGAUUAGCGAGUAACACCUACGUUUUGGCCCGCGGUCACUUUGGCGGAUUGGAUUGGACGAGAAUGUGGCUGUCACCAUCCUCAUAAUACAAUGCACCAAAUACAUUUCUGUCAGUAUUUUAAUUUGUGUCUUUUUUGAUGAUUUUCCAACUGGGACUUUGACUUUUGGAUUUAUUUUUUUAACUUUGGAUGUUUUUUGAAACCUGUCUUCCAAGAUGAGUGUCGAGGAGCACGGUUCUUUGUUGUCAUCCACAUCCGCCCCUUGAACGCCGGGUUGUGAAAGGGGGUGGCUGCUUGGCGUAAGUAGCUCUCCAGGGUGCUGAAGUUGUCUCCAAACGGCUCCCCCACCUGUCACUUGGCAGCCUGGCGGUCCAAGCGCGAUGACUCGGCUCCCCGGUCGCUCACUGAAAGCAGGUAAGGUUACGAGGACGCUGAGGUGACACCUGGACUGCAGAGCUGGCCUGAUGACUUAAUCGGAAAGCAAGGCGAGUCAUUUUACUUACUCUUUGUCUGAAAUGCCUUUCAAAUGUCUGCAUUCUUAAAACGUGCGCUUCUUUUCCAGAUGACGAUCCUGUAGUGUACCUAAAACAUCACUACCUCUAAUUCAUAGCCAGGACAAUGCAACAUUUUCCGCCUCCAUGGGAGCCCAAUCAUCCAUUUGUGCCUACAGUUAAAAGCCGACAUUCUUCACUGACGCCGGAUUUUUAUAACUUUCUCGUAUUUGUCAUCCUUGGAUUGUUGCCGUUCCCUUGCUGCGUCCGCGGUUUGGUCUUCAAAGUGGGCGUCCUGGGGCCUUGGAAUUGCGACCCGGUCUUCUACAGGACACAGCCGGCCGCCGCUGCAAGGCUCGCUGUAACCAGGAUAAACGAAGACCUCAGUUUGAAUUUGGACCUGAAGAUGGAUUUUGUCAUUCUUCAGGAGCCUUGUGAGACUUCCAAAGCGCUGACUGAAUUCAUACACUAUGAGAAGAUGGCGGAUGCAUUUGUGGGGCCUACUAAUCCGGGAUACUGUACUGCAGCGUCACUGCUGGCAAAGAAUUGGGACAAGUCCAUCUUCUCCCACGGCUGUGUCAAUUUUGAGCUGGACCGCAUCACGGGCUACCCAACUUUUUCCAGGACGGUGCCGUUUCCCUCUGAGGUGCUUUUCACAGUGUUGAAGCACUUCCGGUGGGCGAACAUCGUGGUGGUCUCCUCCAACGAAGACAUCUGGAUUGACACGGCGGAGAGAGUGGCUGCUGCCAUAAGGAAAAAGGGGCUGUCCGUCGCCUUGGUUACGUCUGUGGGCAUCAACGAGAUCCAAGUUGAGAGCACGCUGAGGAAGAUCCAAGAAGCAGGGGAGAUAAGAGUGAUCGUCAUGUGCAUGCACUCUGUGUUGCUCGGAGGGGAGCAGCAGGCCACUUUCCUCGUCAAGGCACAACAAAUGGGUCUGACUUCGGGCAAGUACGUUUUCGUGCCCUACGACGCCCUGCACUACAGUUUGCCCUACGACACCCCAUUCUCUCCCCUGCAAAACAACAGCAGGCUGAGUGAGGCGUAUGACGCCGUACUCACAAUCACCAUAGUCUCAGAUCCCGUAUCCUUCAACGAGGCGUACGCGGCAGCCAAAGAGAGCGGGGAAGUGAGGCUGAGUGCGGCCGCGGCGCAGGUUAAUCCACUAUUCGGCACAAUCUAUAACGGCAUUUACCUACUUGCCAAGUCCAUCCACAAAAUCCGGAGGGUUGGCAUGCAUCUGUCAGGCUCCAACCUGGCCCACUUCACCAAGAACAUGUCCUUCAGUGGCUUCAACCAGAAGGUCCAGGUCAACAACGUGGGUGAAAUCAAAACCGGCUACAUCAUCCUGGAUACCAGCCACGCUGGCAGCCGGCUGUACCCGACCUACAUCGUGGAUCUAACAUCCGGGCAGCUUCGGUUUGCUGGGAGGUCCAUUCAUUUUCCAGGAGGAUCUCCUCCACCUUCUGAUUCCAGCUGCUGGUUUGUCAAGAGUGCUCUCUGCGAACGAGGCAUGGAGGUCACCCACGUCAUUGUGGUGUUUGCGGUCAUCGUCGCUCUGGCUGUUACAGGCCUUGUCAUCAGUCUGUACAUCAGAAGGAGACUCCAGCAAAUCCAGCUGGUCAAAGGCCCAAAUCGGAUCCUGCUGACCUUAGAGGAUCUUACUUUCAUCAACCCUCAGAUUAGCAAGAGGAAGAUCACUUUGGAGGACAUGAGUGAGUCCAAAAGUGGCCUUGAAGAGAAAUCUGUGGACCGCUCACAUUCGGUGAACAGCAUGCACACAGCGACUCACGAGACCACCAACGUUGCUGUUUUUGAGGGUGACUGGGUGUGGCUAAAGAAAUUUGAGGACGGACAGUUUAAGGAGGUGAACCAGAGCAGCACAAAGAUGUUGACCAAGAUGAAGGACUUGAGAAACGAGAACGUGAAUCCCUUCCUGGGCUUCUUUACGGAGAGCUCCAUGUUUGCGGUGGUGAUCGAGCACUGCUCCAGGGGGAGUCUGCAAGACCUGCUUAGGAACGAAGACGUCAAAUUAGACUGGAUGUUCAAGUCCUCGCUUGUGCUUGACCUCAUCAAGGGAAUGAAAUACCUCCACCAUAGGGAUUUCCCACAUGGCCGGCUAAAAUCUCGGAACUGCGUGGUGGACGGGCGCUUUGUGCUCAAGAUUACAGACUAUGGCUUUAACGAGCUUCUCGAAUCUCAAAAAGCUCCCAUAGAGAAACCUCCACCUGAAGAUCUUUUUUGGACAGCUCCAGAAUUCCUGAGGGAUCUGGCAAGCUCCCGUAAAGGCACUUACAAGGGCGACGUGUACAGUUUUUCCAUUAUUCUCCAAGAGGUGGUGGUUCGAGGACCACCGUAUUGCAUGCUGGGCCUGCCACCCGAAGAGAUUAUUCGAAAGGUUAAGAAGCCUCCUCCAAUGUGCCGGCCCACUGUCGUUCCCGACCAGGCUCCUUUGGAAUGUAUCCAAUUGAUGAAGCAGUGCUGGAGUGAACUUCCAGACCGAAGACCCGACUUCGAUGAAAUUUUUGACAGGUUCAAGAUCAUCAACAAGGGUAAGAAGACCAACAUCAUUGACUCCAUGUUGCGGAUGUUGGAGCAGUACAGUUCCAAUCUGGAGGACCUCAUCCGAGAGCGAACGGAAGAGCUGGAGGUUGAGAAGCACAGGACGGAAAAACUGCUCUCCGAGAUGCUGCCGCCCUCGGUGGCCGAGGCGCUGAAAACCGGCGCCACGGUGGAGCCGGAGUACUUCGACCAGGUGACCAUCUACUUCAGCGACAUCGUGGGCUUCACCACCAUCUCGUCCCUCAGUGACCCCAUCGAGGUGGUCGACCUUCUCAAUGACCUUUACACCCUGUUUGACGCUGUGCUCAGCAACCACGACGUCUACAAGGUGGAGACCAUCGGUGACGCUUACAUGGUGGCAUCGGGCCUGCCCAAGAGAAACGGCAACAAGCACGCCGCCGAAGUCGCCAACAUGUCUCUGAACAUCCUCAGCUCAGUGGGAACCUUCCGGAUGCGCCACAUGCCCGACGUUCCUGUCAGAAUACGGAUCGGUAUCCACUCAGGGCCUUGCGUCGCCGGAGUGGUGGGCCUGACCAUGCCCCGCUACUGCCUGUUUGGAGACACUGUCAACACCGCCUCAAGAAUGGAAUCCACCGGCCUGCCUUACAGGAUCCACGUAAACUUGAGCACGGUGAACAUCCUCCGCUCUCUCGAGGAAGGUUACAAAAUAGAAGUCAGGGGCAAGACAGAGCUGAAGGGGAAAGGCAUUGAAGAGACGUACUGGCUCGUAGGGAAGUCUGACUUUGCAAAGCCUUUGCCAAAACCGCCAGAGAUCAAACCAGGGGUCAACUGGCAGGAGAUGGUGACCGAUGAGAUCAAGACCCUUUUCCGCAAGGCCAACAGGCCAGUGGCGAAGCAAAGAAAGAGCGCAAAAGAAGGAAAGAUGUGAAAGCAAUGAAGCCAUAGGGACAGAUUCCUUCUGGGGAAAAGGAGGACGUGAAAGCGGCACCCGGCUUCUCUCCCCGUGGCUUAACACGGACUCCUUUAAGAGGAUUCUCCAUCGACUGGCUAAUCUGCCCGGAGCCGACACAGCAGAACAUGACGGUGCUAAUGUAAUGAGACUCCUCCCGUGACCUGCCUGUCUAACUGCUGCCGGUAGACCACGGACCGAUCUUCAGUCAAAGAUGCAUGCACUCAUUUACUUGCUGCACUCACUGGCCACUGGCCACUGAGUGCUCGUUGAAUCGAGGCCAAAGCGGGGGAUACCCUGGAGGCCCAUUUUAAAAAUACUGUACUUGUUUUCUCUGUGCUGCGUUUGAUAUGAAUGCUGAGAAUAGGGAACUUUAUUUAUAUUCCACUCAUAUUGCACGUUGAUUUGAAUCACGGUUAUAAACGCUUACUGUGUUUGUUCAUUUUAAUUUUGCGUAAGCCUACUGUAAUAUUAAGUGGAAAU